Messenger RNA from Exophiala oligosperma, 2102 nucleotides. Its product is annotated as calcium/calmodulin-dependent protein kinase. The record is from RefSeq and is a predicted model, not a curated record. Gene Ontology annotation, molecular function: ATP binding; calcium/calmodulin-dependent protein kinase activity. Lineage: Eukaryota; Fungi; Ascomycota; Eurotiomycetes; Chaetothyriales; Herpotrichiellaceae. The transcript is spliced from 4 exons. Gene Ontology annotation, biological process: protein phosphorylation; cellular response to oxidative stress. Bases 409 to 1659 code for a protein of 416 amino acids.
GAACAACUCCCAGUCCGAGUGAUUUCAGCUGAGCUGCUGCGCUCCUGCAUAAUUCCUCCUUGUGCCAACUCUUCCUCAAGCCACAUUUAAGAGUAUAUUGUUACAUCCUCUUCACCCUUCAAGUAACCUCUGUCAUCCGGCCUCCCACCCACGAAAUUCGCCUUGCCUCUUUCUCUGCCUCCCACUCAGCCUCACGCUACCCCGCAAUCUGGGUGAGAUAUCACCACAACCCUUUGCAAUCGACAGGCACAAGAAGCGAACGUUGGGCAUUAUUUUACUAGUCGGCGAGGCCUCUCUGCAGUGUGAGGAAAUUCUGCUGUUGUCUUUCAGCAGCUGAAGGCCACUGCCACGCGACUCGCAACACAAACGGAAGAAGUUGCAUAGUCGGUGCCCGACCAAACCGCCGCCAUGAGCUUGAACGCUAUGUUGAACAAGCUCCAAGGGCAACCCGACAGCUACGAUAAGAAGUCACAAUACCGAUUCGGAAAAACACUCGGUGCAGGGACAUACGGCAUUGUACGAGAGGCAGAAUGUGGUGGAGACAAAUGCGCAGUCAAGAUCAUUCUCAAGAAGAGCGUUAAGGGCAAUGAACAAAUGGUCUACGAUGAAUUGAAGAUGCUGCAGACACUCAGCCACCCUCACAUUGUCAAAUUUGUAGACUGGUUUGAAUCAAGAGACAAGUUCUACAUCGUCACCCAGCUGGCAACAGGCGGCGAGCUCUUCGAUCGGAUCUGCGAUAAGGGAAAAUUUACCGAGAAAGAUGCUUCGCAGACCAUCAGACAGGUACUCGAGGCAGUCGAUUAUCUUCACGGAAAGAAUAUUGUUCACCGCGAUCUCAAGCCGGAAAAUCUUCUCUACUUGACCAGAGACCCCAAUUCCCAGUUGGUUCUUGCUGACUUUGGAAUCGCAAAAACGCUCGAUAGCCCUAGUGCUGUCCUGACCUCGAUGGCGGGCUCAUUUGGGUACGCUGCCCCAGAGGUCAUGUUGAAACAGGGUCACGGCAAGGCUGUCGAUAUGUGGUCUCUGGGUGUCAUCACAUACACCCUCCUCUGCGGAUACUCACCUUUCCGAUCUGAGAAUUUGGCUGAUUUGGUGGAGGAAUGUAAGAGUGGUCGUAUUAUCUUCCACGAAAGAUACUGGAAAGAUGUCAGCAAAGAUGCCAAGGAGUUUAUCAUGAAUCUCCUGCAACCAGACCCUACAAGACGUUCCACUAGCUCAGAAGCACUCAAGCACAUCUGGUUGACAGGCGAGACUGCUUCGGAGCACGAUCUCUUGCCAGAAAUCAGAUCGUACUUGGCGAAGAUGAAGCUGAAGCGUGGAAUCGAGCUGGUCAAACUCGCCAAUCGCAUCGAUGCGCUCAAGUUACAGGAGGACGAUGCUACCGACAGUUCCGAUGCGAAUGACAUCCCAGCGAACGCACAAAAUGCUGCUGGGUUGGCGGUAAAAAAUCAAACUAGAGGUGUGUCUCCCGGCCGUGGUCUAUCUACGAACGAAGCUACUGAGAAGAGGUCGUUGAGCAAAGCGGCCAAGGGUGCCAUCUUCAAAGAAGUGGUACUGGCCAAGGUCAGAGAGAUGAAAGACAAGGAGAAGACGGACAAAUUGGUUGCCGAGGUCACGAAGGAGCACGAACGUAGGAAGAGCUUCACCGGACAAAGAUGAGAUGGUUGUUGGAAUCGAGUCGACCUGCAAUGGAACUGGAAAGAAAUGCGUGCUGAAGUUCAAGAGGCAGAAGGCUUUACGACAAAAAGGAGAAUUGACAAAAUUGACUUGGUACUCCGGUACUACUAACGCAGAUUACGAUACCCUAAGUGAAGAUGGGAAAUGGAAUGCCGGCGGUUGCUGAUUUUUGUGUGCUUGGGUCGAAUAUUCUCCUGCAGGCAUGAUGAGAUGUCUCUUUCUCUCUCUCUCUCAAAUCGUAGCUAGCUUUGGUGAAAGGGAAUUCUGGGACUGCUGCCGCUUACGCUUGUAUGCGAGAAUGGGAUCAAUAUUCAUAAGACAAUCAUGACUAGCAGGGACUGGUCGUCAUUGUUGUCGUCAAGGUCCUAUUUUUCUGUUGGGCGCUCCGAAUCAAAACACUAUCUUUCAUCAUGAAACGUCAUGGA